AUGAUCAUACGGCAAUUUGGUCUGCGGCAGGGCCGCAAUGUCUCUCAAGCCUCCCGAAGACUUCUCCGAUUCUCGUCCACUGAAACAACAACGCCAACGACGACGACGACGACCACCACCACCACCACGACAAUAACUGCAGAAGAGGCAUUACCCUUGGGACAAGAUGUCCAAUUGAGCUCUGCCGUAACAGAAACCGUCGCAGUAUCCAGCAUUUCAACCAAACCUCGUCCUCUGAACGCCCGCAAAGCUUUCAUACAAGCUGCCCGACAACGCCAAAAACAAAAAUCCAUCGGCACAACAAUCUCUCAAACCUACGACCCAAACCACCUCCUCAAAUCACCCCCCAAACCCUCCGAAGUCACUCUCGAGCUCCUCCUCGCCUCCCAAACCCAUUUGGGCCAUACAACCUCACGCUGGAACCCACAAAACUCGCGCUACAUCUUCGGUAUCCGUGAAGGUGUGCACAUUAUCUCGCUAGAUGUGACAGCCGCGUACCUCCGUCGAGCCGCCAAGGUAGUCGAAGAAGUCGCUCGACGCGGUGGCUUGAUUCUCUUCGUAGGUACCCGGCCCGGUCAGAAGGAGUGUGUUGUUCGCGCCGCGGAGAUGACGAAGGGGUAUCACGUCUUCGAGCGCUGGAUUCCGGGCAGUUUGACGAAUGGACAACAGAUUUUGGGAAACUGUGAAAUCAAGGUCGUGAAUGCGCUUGAUCAGGAAUUGACGGACUACAAGCAAUAUAUUUCGACAACCACAAACGCCGAUGCGGCAAGACCAGUCCUCAAACCAGAUCUUGUCAUUUGUCUCAACCCGGUUGAGAAUGAGGUGCUCUUGCAUGAGUGCGGAAUCCAUAAUAUUCCUACAAUCGGUGUCAUAGAUACCGACGCGGACCCUACACGGGUUACGUACCCGAUCCCGGCGAAUGAUGAUAGUCUUAGGAGUGUGCAGCUUAUUGCCGGCGCGCUUGGUAGGGCCGGAGAGGAAGGCCAGAGAUUGAGGUUGAUGGAGGCUGCGAAGGGGAAGUUCACCUAUACGCCUGUUAAGGAGAAGGAUAUCAAGCCUUCGACGGAGGGAGAGCAGUAA
Messenger RNA from Talaromyces marneffei, 1080 nucleotides. RefSeq lists its product as uncharacterized. Gene Ontology annotation, cellular component: mitochondrial small ribosomal subunit; ribosome. Gene Ontology annotation, molecular function: structural constituent of ribosome. Gene Ontology annotation, biological process: translation. The coding region runs from base 1 to 1080 and encodes 359 amino acids. The record is from RefSeq and is a predicted model, not a curated record. Lineage: Eukaryota; Fungi; Ascomycota; Eurotiomycetes; Eurotiales; Trichocomaceae. The transcript has 3 exons.